Messenger RNA from Cinclus cinclus, 2509 nucleotides. It is a transcript of the gene POFUT4, whose product is annotated as fucosyltransferase 11. Gene Ontology annotation, cellular component: membrane. The record is from RefSeq and is a predicted model, not a curated record. NCBI's taxonomy places the organism in Eukaryota, Metazoa, Chordata, Aves, Passeriformes, Cinclidae. Gene Ontology annotation, molecular function: alpha-(1->3)-fucosyltransferase activity.
AUGCUGUCCCUCCGGGGAACAGCUCGGCUUUAUCGCUGUCCGCUGCAGCUACUGCGGGGGCCGGUGUUAGCACAGACGGAUGCAGGAGCGGUAGAGGCAGACAGGCUUACAGCAGCUUCAGCCCUUGUACGGCGGGCUUGGGACGGAGCUGCGAACGGGUCACUCGUCGAGCCGCUGCAGCAAGGCUCACGCUGCCGCCAGAGCAGGGGUCCGCGUCGCUGCCCCUCCGAGCCGCUUCCAAGCUGCAGCGACAGCUCGAGGUGAGAGAGGCGGGGAAGGCGGCGCUGCUCCCGCCCGGGCCCUUCCCCCGGGCCCUUUCCCCGCCCCGUGACGGCACCGCCGGGGGCGGGGUCGGCGCCGCUUCCGUGGCACGGCCCGGGCAUGGGGGGCGCCGGGCCGGGGUGGGGACCCGCGGGCCUGUGGGUGACGCUGGCGCUGGCCUGGAGCGCGGCGGCCGCGGAGGGCCCGGCCGAGCCGUGCGGGGCCGAUGGGUGGGCGCAGGACGCCGUCCCGCCGGGCGCGGCCUUCGUCGCCGCCGCGUCGUACCGCGGGCCCGGCAACAACGACACGCGGAGCAACAAGGCGCUGCCCAUCCUGCUGUGGUGGAGCGGGAGCCUCUUCCCGCACUUCCCCGGCGACACGGAGCGCAUCGACUGCCCCCGCGGCUCCUGCCUCGUCACCCGGAGCCGGCAGGUGGCCCGGCACCGCCGCACCAAGGCGCUCAUCUUCUACGGCACCGAUUUCAGAGCUUACGAGGCGCCGCUGCCCCGCCUGCCCCACCAGACCUGGGCGCUCUUCCACGAGGAGUCCCCCAUGAACAACUACGUGCUCUCGCACUCGCCCGGCAUCCGGCUCUUCAACUACACGGCCACCUUCCGCCGGGAGUCCGACUACCCGCUCACGCUGCAGUGGCUGCCCGGCACCGGGUACCUGCGGGCCCCGGCCGUGCCCCUGGCCGAGAAGGACGCGUGGCGGAGGAAGGGCUACGGCCCGGUGCUGUACAUGCAGUCCCACUGCGAUGUGCCCUCGGACAGGGACCGCUACGUGCGGGAGCUCAUGAAGUACAUCCAGGUUGACUCCUAUGGGAAAUGCCUGCAUAACCGUGAGCUCCCCAGCGAGCGACUGAGAGACACUUCUACAGCCACUACGGAAGACUCUGAGUUUAUGACUUUUAUUGCCAGGUACAAGUUUCAUCUGGCCUUGGAGAAUGCCAUAUGUGACGACUACAUGACAGAGAAGCUGUGGCGUCCCAUGCACUUGGGUGCUGUCCCAGUGUACCGAGGCUCCCCAGCUGUGCGGGACUGGAUGCCAAACAACCUCUCCAUCAUUCUUAUUGAUGAUUUUGACAGCCCCCGAGAGCUGGCAAAGUAUCUUGAUUUUCUGGACAAAAAUGGAGAGGAAUAUUUGAAGUAUCUAGAGUAUAAAAACGUUGAUGGAAUCAAAAACCAGUUCUUGCUAGAGGGCUUGGAGAAACGGGAGUGGGGUGUGAAUGACAUGACUCUGCCCAAUUACCUGAAUGGCUUCGAGUGUUUCAUCUGUGACAAGGAGAACACCCGGGUCAAAGAGGAGCAGGAGCACAAGAAGUCUCGUGGAAAAAUUCCAGCUCCCAGACCUCAUAUAGCUCAGUUCAAGCACAUGGGAUGUCCUAUGCCAACCCCUGGGUUUGGAAGUAUUGAAGACCUCUCUGAGGGAGAUAGUUGGAAAGAAAUGUGGCUACAGGAUUAUUGGCAAAGCCUUGAUCAGGGUGAGGCCCUCACUGCUAUGAUUCAUCGCAAUGAGUCUCACCAGGGAAGAUUUUGGGACUACAUGCAUGAGAUUUUUCUCAAGAGGACAAGGCAACACUGACCCAUCUUUGUAAGAGCUUGAUUUGAAAAUUGCAUUGAAAGUUGAGACUGUGAAUUCUUACCUCACUUCAGAUGUUUGCCUUGAAAAAAAACAAAGCCAAAAAACCUCUCACAGAGACAGUUUUUUCUGGUGCAUGAAGUAAGUUUCUGCUAUAAUUGGAUUUUGGCAGUGGAAAUGUUAGCAACUGCUUUGAGUUUCAGCUCUGUGGUGUGAAGCCACUCCUGACUUGCAGGUGUCAACAUGUGGGGCAAAAGAGGAAUUUACUUUCCUUUUGCAUUUGCUAUGCUUAUAUUGUGUCUUACAUGACUUUCAGGGAUUUUUUAAGUCUUCAGAAUAUUAGUUGUUUUUUAAAGUAUUUUAUCAAUCACAUAUUCUUUUCAUUAAGAUGUACUUUUAGCUGCUAUUAACAAAUGGCUUUUCCGGUGAAGCAAUUACAAAAGACACAUCUUUGAAGAGCAAUUGUGCCUUAUGAAAUUGCUGCAAUAAAGUUUCUUCUCCCCAAGUAACAUGCCUCAGAUACUCCUCCUUUCCAAGGUAACUGAAUAACCAUGGGCAGGUCUCUUAACUCUGCCCAGUUUUCCUCUUCGGAUGGCUUAGCAGAUCAUAUGUACAAUGGGAUAGGAGAACUAUUUAAGCUGCAACUUUCAACAAAGUAUUUCAUACC